Molecule: messenger RNA, 1234 nt
Organism: Xenopus laevis (African clawed frog)
Lineage: Eukaryota; Metazoa; Chordata; Amphibia; Anura; Pipidae
Gene: sult6b1.5.L
Product: sulfotransferase family 6B member 1 gene 5 L homeolog
Exons: 7
Coding region: 112-1017 (301 amino acids)
Source: RefSeq, a predicted model, not a curated record
AAAAAGAUGGGCUGGAUCACAAGUUCCACCCCCAUCAGCUCUUGCCUACUUUAAAUUCCUGCAGACAAAGCACAUUUUCUAUAACACAGUAGCUUUGGAUCAGUGGAAGAAAUGGCUAACAGGGAGAAAUUUGCUGAACAUGUAAAUAAAAUGAUAGAUGACCUUAAGGAUUUACAACAAGACAAAUUGUUGUUUAGAUACAAUGGGGUCUUAUAUCCUUCUUUAAUGUGUAACCAAGAGACGUUUGAAGCACUAAACUCUUUUGAGACAAGAGAAGAUGAUAUUAUGUUGGCAGCGUAUCCCAAAUGUGGAACAAACUGGACUCUUCACCUAUUAGAGGACAUGGUUCAUGCUGUGCACAAAAAGGACCCAACUGGAUUUAUACCUGUAUUAGAAUUUACUGGAGAAAACAAAUUUGAGAAAUUUAAAGAAGAGGCUUCACCAAGAAUUCUGGUAACACAUUUAAGUUAUGAUGGCAUUCCAAAAAACCUCUUUAAUAAGAAAUAUAAGAUUUUAGUUGUAUUUCGGAAUCCAAAAGAUACAGCUUUAUCCUACUACCAUUUCUAUAAAAACAACCCAGUUUUUCCAACAUACAGUUCCUGGGACACAUUUUUUGAAGAUUUCAUGACCGGAAAUGUUUGCUGGGGGUCAUAUUUUGAUCAUGUACUUGAAUGGAACAAACAUAUUGAUGAUGAAAAUAUUAUGAUAGUGACGUUUGAAGAAAUGAAAGAGGACCUGGAGGCAGCAAUAAAAAAGAUGUCUUUAUUCUCUGGGUUCUCUCUGAGUGAGGAGCAGAUACAGAGCAUUGCUGAUAAGGGCACCUUCAAGUCCAUGAAGGAGAAAUCUGAAAAAACUCAUGGUGCAUUUGGAAAAGUUCUUUUUAGAAAAGGUGAAGUUGGAGACUGGAAAAACAUAUUUACAGAGGCUCAAAACCAAGAAAUGGAUGCAAAAUUUGAACAGUGUUUAGCUGGAACGAAACUAGGAGAAAUGUUGCAGUACAACGUGUACUGCAAAUAAUGAACACAGAAACCCAGUGUAUUGAUUAUUCUAUGGGUUUUUGCAUAUAAAUCGUUUUAAAAAUGUCCCUUUGUUCAUACCAUUACUUAUUAAAGUGUAUUAAUGCAUUAUAAGAAAACUACCUCUUUUUGAAUUUUAAAAGUGACAUGAUGGUGUAACAAACAAGAAUGUGCCAGUGCAUUUUACUCUUUUACAUAAAAGGAUUGUGCUUUAAAAA